Messenger RNA from Pollicipes pollicipes, 1436 nucleotides. RefSeq lists its product as uncharacterized. The transcript is spliced from 4 exons. Bases 387 to 1436 code for a protein of 349 amino acids. Lineage: Eukaryota; Metazoa; Arthropoda; Thecostraca; Pollicipedomorpha; Pollicipedidae. The record is from RefSeq and is a predicted model, not a curated record.
CCCCCCUCCCCCCCGUUCUCUGGCGGUGUCUGGUUGUGGUUGUGUUCCCGAUGUACGCUCGCACUAUACCAUACCGCAGUGUGUAGCGAGACGUCCGAUUAAACAGCACAAAAUUGGGUUAAACAGCUCACCAAAAGGCUGAUCUUUCAUGUCUACCGCCGUGUGCAGGAACACAUUCCAGUAGCUCUUAUUACACCUGUUGCCUUUGUAUGCACAUAGACGUGAGCGACUUAGCGCUGUAGGAUAGCUACCCCUGAGGCCGUGUUGGACACCGCUCACCGUCCGUGGGUUAGCUACCGCCGGGGUCGUGCUGGCCGUCGCUCACCGUCCGUGGGUUAGCUACCUCUGGGACUGUAUUCACCGCCGCUCACCGUCCGUGGAAUGCCAUGUCAGCCACCGCUCACCGUCCGUGGAAUGCCAUGUCAGCAACGGCUCACCGUCCGAGGAAUGUCAUGUCAGCCAACGCUCACCGUCCGAGGAAUGCCAUGUCAGCCACCGCUCACCGUCCGUGGAAAGCCACGUCAGCUAACGCUCACCGUCCGAGGAAUGCCAUGUCAGCCACCGCUCACCGUCCGAGGAAUGUCAUGUCAGUCACCGCUCACCGUCCGAGGAAUACCAUGUCAGCAACGGCUCAUCGUCCGUGGAAAGCCAAGUCAGCCACCGCUCACCGUCCGAGGAAUGCCAUGUCAGCCACCGCUCACCGUCCGUGGAAUACCAUGUCAGCAACGGCUCACCGUCCGUGGAAAGCCAAGUCAGCCAACGCUCACCGUCCGAGGAAUGCCAUGUCAGCCAUCGCUCACCGUUCGAGGAAUGUCAUGUUGGCCGCCGCUCAUCAGCCGCCAUGUGCCUUCACCAGGACAUCAGCUCCUGUACUGCAGGACCUGUACACGCUGACGCUGCUGACGCACGCGCGCGCCGUGGCCGGCCGCCUGGACGAGGCGCGGUUUGGUCUGACAGAGCUCAAGAGCCGCGCCACCAGGGAUGAGGGCCUGGUGUACUGGCGCAACGAAGGGUCUGGCGAGAAUCGGGCGCUCAGCGUAGAGAUGGGUGCCUAUAACAUCCUGACGAUGAAGCUGGUGGAGAAAGCCGGUGACGACAGCAGCGAACACUUCAGCGACGCGCUGGGUGCCGUGCGCUGGAUCACCCAGCAGUGCAACAGUCCGCGGCGGCUUCGUGUCCACCAUGCGGUGCUGGCGCUGGAGGCACUGGCCGUCUUCUCGGCCGACCUGCCUCGCCUCAGCAGCGCCGACCUGCGAGUACACGUCUCUGAUGACAGCUCGCUGAACGACAUCAUCAGCGUGACGGCGGACAAUCAGCUACUGAUGCAAACUCGUGACAUCACGCUGCUGCAGGUCACGUCCACGUCAGAGCCAGGGCACCGGCUGCGCCUGGUGCAGGUCAGUGGUGGAGCAACCGUGUUAAACCCACGUCAGUGA